Ixodes scapularis (black-legged tick) is the source of this 672-nucleotide messenger RNA. Its product is annotated as cytochrome P450 4V2. Gene Ontology annotation, molecular function: monooxygenase activity; iron ion binding; heme binding. The record is from RefSeq and is a predicted model, not a curated record. Lineage: Eukaryota; Metazoa; Arthropoda; Arachnida; Ixodida; Ixodidae. The transcript is spliced from 5 exons. Bases 1 to 672 code for a protein of 223 amino acids.
AUGGACAUUCUUCUUCAAAUGCACAUGCAAGACGGAACGCUUACUGAGAGUGACAUAUUAGACGAAACCGUCACAAUAUUGUUGGCUGGAUUCGAUACAACCGCCGCGGCGGCAGCGUUUUGCCUGUACCUUCUGGGAAAUCACCUGGAGGUUCAAGAAAAGCUGCACGAAGAACUUGAUAGGGUUUUUGGAGACGAUGUUGACCGUCCAGUAACUUUGGAUGACCUCAGGGGCCUGCCGUACUUGGACUGCGUGAUUAAGGAAACAUUGCGACUGUAUCCUUCAGUCCCGCUGGUGGCACGUCGCAUUGAAGAGGACAUGAAAAUAGGCGAACAGCUUAUCCCCAGAGGAACAAUAGUAACGACGGCGAUCUACUUCGUACAAAGACACCGGAACUUCUACAAAGACCCGAACAACUUCGUUCCUGAAAGAUUCCAGGAAAACUACGAAAGACAUCGUUACGCCUACAUUCCUUUCUUUGGAGGGCCGAGGAAUUGUAUCGGUCAGCGGUUCGCGGUGCUCAAAGCCAAGGUGCUGGUCGCUCAGGUAAUGAGGCGCUUCAAGAUUAAAUCGAAACGCCCAGAGAGCGAACUCCAGCUGGAGAUGGGAAUUGUUCUGAGGUCAUCUCAUAAUCUGGACGUGAUACUCGAACGAAGGAAGCGAACUUUGUGA